CGCCAUGUUGGCUGCUAUAACUUGACUUGUUGUUUUCAUCAGCCGUACUACGGACUUGACAGGAGUGGCUCUCUUAAAUCACCGUGCGCCUUCGGAGACAAUUUAUCCCGCUUUUGCGCGCACGCGUGUGGAUGUUACGCGCGGAGUAUGCAUGCAUCGCUCCCGUGACUUUGGAAUACUACUUCGGAAUUACAGUUUGAGAAAGGCUCGCUCGUCGUUUUGUGCGUUUUCUGUCAUAUGUGCAACAAAAUGUCAGACGUUCGACUUUCUAAUGCGAGCCCGACGUUGGAGAGGGUGGAUCCGCGGCAGCCAGACAACGUCAGACCCCCGGUCCGCAGAAACCUCUUCGGCAGACCGGACCCAGAGGAGUUGCGGAGAAAUGUGGCGGCUUUGAUACAGGACGACGUGCAGGCUUUUAUUGAGAGAUAUAACUUCGACCCGGUUGAAGAAAGACCGCUCUCUCCGCACACCUUCGAGUGGGAGGAGGACGGCGACGCGCCGGAGUUUUUUCGCAGAGCGCCCCACGGGAACCAGCGGCCCCGGCGAGAGGCGGACCUGCCCGGCGAUGACAACGGGCAGGAUGCCGCGGAGAGGAGUGGAACGCAGCCGGAUCGCCAGCGGGAGAGAAACGGCUCGAGGAAACGAGGCGCAGGAGCUUUAGGUCCCUGCUCCAGCGACGGUCAGAACAAAAGGUCGCACACCGACGACGAGGAAGAUGAUGAUGAAAACCAGUCGAAAGGUGCAGGAAGUCGAGCGGUGAACGCGGCGGAGAGACCUGGUCUGCCAGAAGGGAGCGCGGAGGUCCGGUAAAAAGAGACCUGUUGCUGGUGGAAUACUGUAGCCUUUCUCAUCAUCUGACAGACGGGAGAGAGAACGUUUUCAAGAGCAGCCUUUUCUAAAGAAGGGAGGAGAGGAGGCUGCACAAGCACUGAAUAUGUACACUAUCAAGUUUUUGGCACUCGUUUUAAUUCAAUUGCCUCAGAAGCAGCAGACAAUGUAGCAAUAUGCAAAUGGAAUUUUGCUCAUGUUGUUUUUUUUUAUUUACUACCUAUGUUUCAGAUGUAGCACAUAAAAAGCAUAUUAUGCUUUUCAUACCUUUUCCUAAAUGUUUUUUAAAUAAGUGUGUGAAUUUGACUCGGGAAGUUGCAGUGCAACUUCCAACAGAGAAAUAUUAUUUUGGUAACGUGGUCAUGUUGUAACGUUCUUCAGGUAAUUGAUAUAUUUAAAAGAUGAAAAUGCAGAUUUCAUAAGUCAGGGUUAUGUGGAAAAAAAAUCUCUUCACAUGUACUAUGGCUUUAUUUGUCCCAGUAUUAUAUAUCUUGUUUCUCUGAAGGCCCAGAUGGCCACACUUUAAGUUGAGGAUCCAUCUAACUGGGAACAGCCAUCAUAGAUAAAGUUUACAUACAGAUAAUGUUUCAAUCUUUAUUUUCCCAUUUCCCCUAUUGUAUUAUAUUCAAGGGUUUUUGCCAAAGUUUGCGCUUUUUUCCUGAGGGAGGGUGAUGAGUGGGUGGAUGGGUCCCCUCUAUUCCUGAGAAAUCUCCAACCAAAUUUUUAACAGUAUUUGCUAACAAUCCUAAGAAGAAUUUGUUUUUAUUUUUAAAUUAGUUGAUAUUUUAGUGACUUAUAUGUCACGUAGCCUCGCCCUUAUAAUAUACGCUGUAGUUCGGGUUAAGUGAGAUAAAACGUCUUAAAAUCACUGGGCUACUUAUUAUGCAAAUAUGUGAAUCAAAGAUUUGUCUUUGUGGUGUGGAAUUCAUGUGGAACAUGGAAUUGCACUAUAAUUAUUUCUCAUUUUUGUGAAGGCAGGAGACAAAGUUACACUGCCUCAUUUGGUGUAAAACUUUGAAGUGUACCUGUGCCUUUUUUAAACACUGAAAAAAAAUAUACUAACUUAUUUAUAUUGAGCUUCGUUGUUGGGUGUAUGUAUAACUUCCCAAAGCAUAAUUGUUGUGCAUAUUUGUAAAUAUAUAUUUUCAUUAUUGUUUUUAAGAUAAAUAAACUGUUGCAAAACUGAGCCUAACAAUG
Molecule: messenger RNA, 2025 nt
Organism: Betta splendens (Siamese fighting fish)
Lineage: Eukaryota; Metazoa; Chordata; Actinopteri; Anabantiformes; Osphronemidae
Gene: cdkn1ba
Product: cyclin-dependent kinase inhibitor 1Ba
Exons: 3
Coding region: 238-810 (190 amino acids)
Biological process (GO): negative regulation of cell population proliferation; regulation of cell cycle; G1/S transition of mitotic cell cycle
Cellular component (GO): nucleus; cytoplasm
Molecular function (GO): protein-folding chaperone binding; cyclin-dependent protein serine/threonine kinase inhibitor activity
Source: RefSeq, a predicted model, not a curated record